This is a messenger RNA of Magnolia sinica, 1994 nucleotides long. Its product is annotated as abscisic acid 8'-hydroxylase 1-like. Lineage: Eukaryota; Viridiplantae; Streptophyta; Magnoliopsida; Magnoliales; Magnoliaceae. The transcript is spliced from 7 exons. The coding region runs from base 63 to 1445 and encodes 460 amino acids. The record is from RefSeq and is a predicted model, not a curated record. Gene Ontology annotation, molecular function: oxidoreductase activity, acting on paired donors, with incorporation or reduction of molecular oxygen, NAD(P)H as one donor, and incorporation of one atom of oxygen; heme binding; iron ion binding. Gene Ontology annotation, biological process: abscisic acid metabolic process; sterol metabolic process.
CCACUCACUCAUCUUCAAAAUCUUUUCCAAGUAAUUAAAAAAAAAAAAAACGAGAGCUGAAGAUGAAUUCCUUCUUUUCAAUCUUCUUUUUCUUCUUCUCUUUUCUCCUCUUUGUGCUCUGCUAUGUGGCCAGGAAGAUAAGUGGCAAGAAACUGCCAUUACCACCUGGUUCUUUGGGUUGGCCUUACAUUGGAGAAACCUUCCAACUCUACUCUCAAAACCCAAACGUUUUCUUUGCUUCCAAACAAAAGAGAUAUGGGAGUAUCUUCAAGACCCAUAUCCUGGGAUGUCCUUGCGUGAUGAUCUCGAGCCCUGAGGCAGCCAAAUUCGUGUUGGUCACCCGAGCCAAUCUCUUCAAGCCCACCUUCCCUGCUAGUAAAGAGAGGAUUUUGGGUCGUCAAGCUCUCUUCUUUCAGCAAGGAGACUACCACUCCAAACUGAGGAGACUAGUUCUCAGGGCAGUCAUGCCUGAGGCAAUCAAGAACAUCGUUUCCGACGUCGAGGCAACUGCUGUCAACACUCUUCGGUCAUGGGAAGGCCGUUCCAUCAACACUUUCCAGGAGAUGAAGACGUAUUCAUUCAACGUGGCACUGCUUUCUAUAUUUGGAAAGGAUGAGGUUGUGUACAGAGAAGAGCUGAAAGAGUGCUACUACAAUCUAGAGAAGGGAUACAAUUCCAUGCCCAUCAACCUUCCAGGCACCCUCUUCCACAAGGCAAUGAAGGCAAGGAAACAGCUGGCCAAGAUCGUGGCCAACAUACUAUCUGAUCGGAGGCAGAAGAAGGAAGAGAUCAAUGACUUACUUGGAUCUUUGAUGAGGGAGAAAGAAGCUCUCACUGACGAUCAAAUCGUUGACAACAUCAUCGGCAUCAUCUUCGCGGCUAGAGACACCACUGCUAGUGUACUCACAUGGAUUGUCAAGUACCUCGGAGAGAACCCAAGCUUCCUACAAGCUGUCAUGGAAGAACAAGAGGCAAUCAUGGAGCAGAAAGAUGGAGAAAAAACUCUGAGUUGGUCAGAUACCAAGAAGAUGCCCAUAACUUCAAGGGUGAUUCAGGAGACAAUGAGGGUUGCUUCAAUCCUAUCUUUUACCUUCAGAGAAGCAGUGGAGGAUGUGGAAUAUGAAGGGUACCUCAUACCAAAAGGAUGGAAAGUUCUACCAUUGUUUAGGAACAUUCACCACAGCCCAGACAACUUUUCUGAUCCUGGGAAAUUUGAUCCCUCCAGAUUUGAGGUAGCUCCAAAGCCUAACACCUUCAUGCCAUUCGGUAAUGGAAUCCACUCGUGUCCUGGAAACGAAUUAGCAAAGCUGGAGAUGCUAGUCCUCCUCCAUCACCUCACAACAAAAUACAGGUGGUCUGUGUUGGGCCCGCAGGGUGGAAUACAGUAUGCCCCAUUUGCACUUCCCCAAAAUGGCCUACCCAUAAAAUUCUCUCUCAAGACAUGAACACAAAACUGACCAAAUAGUGGGUGGUAUCAAAUUCAUCCGUUUCUACAUAUGGAAAAUCCUCCUCCAAGCAAAGACCAUCAAAUCAGCCAGAGAGGAUGAUGCAAAUUUGAGGUCUUGUCGAGAGAGGGUUGGGAUUUCGGAUCGUGUCACAUUGUUCGGCGAAGAGGUCCUACAAAUGCAAAGAGGAACAACCUCAAGGAAAGAUACAAGAAGACAUUUACUACUCAUCAACCCAAAAUGGGAUGAUUAUUGAAAUAGUCUUCACUCAAAGAACUAAAAUUAAGAAAAAAAAAAUAUAUAGUAUAAGAAUGAGAUGAAAAGCGAAGAUGGGAACAAAGCUUAGGAUUGAGAGGAAUUUCAGCUGUUUCUGUAAGAAAAUAACAUAUCAGGUUUGGGUCUUCCUUAACCCAUUCUUAAUGCUAAUAAAUUAGAAUGCAAGGAAUGAGUAAGGUACAAAUGACUAUUGUAGAGAAAAUGCUCCAUUUGUUUUCAAUGUUCCAACUCCUAUUAUCUCUAUGGAAGCAAGCAUCUCAGCAUUACCUGCUA